GGGUGUUCCAGCCAUUUGGUGUGUUCAGCGGUUCCGAGCACCUCGUACGACGAUGGACGUGACCGACGACGACGUGAAGGCCAAAGUCGCCGACGACAUGACGGUCGAAACUACCGAGGACGUGCAGGUUGAAGCUGCUGCGGUCGACAGCAGCGACAUGGAGGUCGAUGAGGUCAAGGUCGACGAGCCCGUUGUGGAGGCCAGGCAGAUGAACCUUCCGGACGUCGAGGUCUCGGCGCUCCUCGGGCGCGUGACCUCGUGGACCGACGUCAACAUGCACUUGCAGCACGACACGGUGAAUGCGUUCUCUCUCACGCUCCAUGCACAGUGCCAGCAGGAGCUCCAGAUCCACACGCGCGUCCGUGUGAACGGUACCAUCGAUCUCUCGUACGAGUUUCUCUGCGGCGGCCAAGGCAACACGGAAGCGUCGAUCCUCAAGCGGCGAGGCUCCAGCCGCGAGAUCGAGGUCGCCUGUGUCUUUUGCGGCCGCAUUUGCUCGGACACGCAGGCCGGCCAGUACUGGUUCAACAUGACGCUGCACCGCAAGGCGGAUGGCGACGCGUACUUUCAGCUCUCGUCCGGCAUUGGCAGUGGCAUCGGCGACAAGCUUGUCAUCAUCGGCCAAGACCUGCUUCCGAAGGACACGACCCGCGUCGAAGUGGUCUCGGUCGGGGUCACGAGCGGUCGGUCGCCGGUCCGCGCCCGUGCGAUCCAAGUCGCGGCCCAUACCCAGACGCUGCUUUCGUCGGAAGUCGCGCUCUGCGUCAUGUCGGACCCGUCGGGUACGGACCUCUUGACGCCCGAGCAGCGCGUGCAGUACGUCGCCGGCUGCGAAGGCGCCAAGAAGCGCGCCCAGCGCUUCAACAGCGAGUACAAGCAGCCGGACGUCAAGCAGUUCCUCGACUCGAAGAUCGUGCGCAUGAUGCAGCGCAGCGGCGCUGUGACCGAGAAGGGCUUUUCGACCGGCUUUGACGUCAUGAGCGCGGAAGAAGUCGCGAAGCGUGAGGCGCGCCGGAACCGCUUCAACGUCGCCGAGUACGCGAUCGAGGGCGGCAUCGCGCGCGAGAUCUCGGAAGGUCUCACGGAAGACGAGCUCGCCAAGCGCAGCGAAGAGGCCGCGCGCCGGGCCGGUCGCGCCGCCAAGUUUGGCAUCGAGACGCACAGCAACAUGCAGCUCCACGCGGCGUCGCCCAAGGUGCUCGCGGAGCGCGUCGACAUGAACACAGCGCUCGAGGCGCGGGACGACGCGAUCCACAUGUACUCUCUCGACGACGCCUUUACGAGCGUCCGGACGCGCGAUAUUCUGGCCUAUUUCACGGGCUACGGCCCGUCGUACGUCGAGUGGAUCAACGAUAGCUCGUGCACGAUCGUGUUUCACGACGCGUUCACGGUCUCCCGCGCGCUCCUCUCGCUGAGCGCCGAUAUUGCGCCCGAGCUGCUCCUCGAGGCCAAGCCCGUCAAGGACGUGGUGCAGAACCCCUUUGCCGCGCCUAGCGACGACAUGAGCGCCGAGGAUGGCGUCUCGGCCCACGCUGCCGGCUGGCGCGUCGGCGUGCCGAUCAAGGCGUCGGAUCACAUGGACCGGCAUUGGCGCCUCCUGCUUCGCCGCGCGACGAUCAACGACUUCCCGCCCGAGAAGCCGUGGAAGCGCGACCAGUACCAGCGCGGCAGCCACCGCCGGGCGGGUGGGCGCCAGCAGCAGAGCAAGAAGCGCGGCCGAGACGACAACGACGACGACGAGAGCAUGGGCCAGAGUCGCCGCCGGUAUACAAAGCGCAUUCACUCGUAAACGGCGAGAAGCGCGAGACCGAUGCAGUCAAAUCGUCGCCAACCUAUACAGUCGCGCCACCUUAUAUAGUCGUGUUUUGCGGUAUCACUACUAACGCCUGUCGAUCGUCGCCUAUGACGCU
Saprolegnia diclina VS20 is the source of this 1910-nucleotide messenger RNA. RefSeq lists its product as hypothetical. The coding region runs from base 53 to 1789 and encodes 578 amino acids. The record is from RefSeq and is a predicted model, not a curated record. The transcript has a single exon. Gene Ontology annotation, cellular component: cytosol; nucleus. Gene Ontology annotation, molecular function: mRNA binding; RNA 7-methylguanosine cap binding. NCBI's taxonomy places the organism in Eukaryota, Oomycota, Saprolegniomycetes, Saprolegniales, Saprolegniaceae.